GCUGGUGACCGAACUGCGUAGGUAAACACAACGAACUAUAUACCUAUACCUAUAUAUUAUAUAUACUUAUGCCAGUGAGUGAUGAGUGCCGGCGACUGUGUGACAUUAUGCCGCUGCCGCUGCUGCUCCGAUAAAACGCCUUGGUAAAAAUUAUACUUUCAGUCGUUGGGUGACAGCUCGUCUCGUAGAUUGGCCUCACUCUUUCUCUCCUCUCUUCAAACACACAUAUACUGCACACAUUAAGCGAGAAAAAAAAUUUAACUUUACAUCUGUAAGUGAUGCCUAUUUUCAGAAUGGCUGCUGAACGCUUGGAUCUUGUUAUAUUUGGAGCUACAGGCUUCACAGGAAAGAACACCAUAAAGGAGGCUCAGCGCUUAGCUAAAGAUUAUCAAUUUACAUGGGGUAUCGCUGGAAGACGCAAGGAUGCUUUGGACGCAGCUUUGAAAGAGUAUGCACCAGAAUCUGAAAAUAUUCCAGUCAUAAUUGCUGAUUUGAAAAAUGAAGAGUCCUUGAAAAAAAUGGCUGAACAAGCUAGAGUUCUGGUAAAUUGUUGUGGUCCUUAUAGAUUUUAUGGAGAGCCAGUUAUUAAAGCAUGCAUAGCUGCUGGUACACAUCAUGUGGAUGUCAGUGGAGAACCUCAGUUUAUGGAAAAAAUGCAGUUAGACUACAACAAGGCAGCUAGAGAAGCAGGAGUCUAUGUUAUCAGCGCAUGUGGAUUAGACAGUAUCCCAGCUGAUAUGGGUUUAAUUUAUACUCAGAAUCAAUUUAAUGGAGAAAUCAACUCUGUUGAAACAUAUUUGAAACUAUGGGGAACUGGUCGAGGACCUGGAAUCAAUUUUGGAACAUGGGAGUCUGCAGUGUAUGGAUAUGCCCAUAUGCAUGAGCUUCGAGCUCUUCGUUCAAAAUUGUACCCAGAAAAGUUACCUGAAUUCAAACCUAAAUUAAAGUUAAAGAAAACAGUACAUUGUACACCUCUUUCAGAAGGUUACUCUGUUCCCUUCCCAGGUUCUGAUCGAGCAGUUUGUCUUAGGACUCAAAGAUAUUUGUAUGACAAUUAUAAACAAAGACCUGCCCAAGUACAGACCUACAUGACUUUCAAGACUCUUUUCCAAUUCAUCGCAACUGCCAUUGUUGGAGGUAUAUUUGCCACACUCGCAAAAACUUCAUUUGGUCGCAACUUGCUACUCAAACAUCCUAAAUUGUUUUCACUUGGACUUAUCAGCCAUGAAAAUCCACGACAAGAAACAAUAGAGAAUACCUGGUUCUCAGUGACACUUGUAGCUAAAGGAUGGUCUGAAAAAUUAGCUGACCCACUUGAUCAGCACAAAGAGCCACCAAAUAAAGAAAUGAUCACCAAAGUCAGUGGCAGAAAUCCCGGUUAUGGUGCUACUUGUACGGCACUUGUGUUAUCUGCAGUGACCAUUCUCAAAGAAUCUGAUAAAAUGCCUGACAAUGGUGGUGUAUUGCCUCCAGGAGCCGCAUUCUGCAAAACAUCCUUGAUCGAUGAGCUAAACAAGAAUGGUGUAAAAUUCGAAGUUAUAUCAUCUAUUGAUAAAGUAAAAGAGAGCGGAAAUGAUUCACAUUUAAGAUUAGACAGCCAAAAUCGAGUAACUUCUAAGAUGUGAUCACGUCCAAUCAUGAAUGAUAGAUCGUAAUUCAUUGAAAGAACGUUUGUUAUAUUUUAUUGGUAGUUGUAAAAGUUUAUAUUCAAUUGUAAAUCAAUUUAUGCUGCGGUGAUUAUUCUUCGGAAUUAACGUACACGUAACUUUGUACUUUUUUUUAAAACGAAAAAUGGUUGUAUGUUGUGAAGUAUAUAUUAUAUCUUUUGCACUUGCACGCAGUGUAACGCGCAAAGCAUAUAUUACUUAUAUUCUAUUAAUAAGGUGCAUUAAAUGUAUCUGUAAUCUUUUUUACAAUGUUUUAAUAAUAAAUGAUAUUAUAUAUUAACACGAA
Messenger RNA from Trichogramma pretiosum, 1953 nucleotides. RefSeq names its product saccharopine dehydrogenase-like oxidoreductase (gene Pu). The transcript has 9 exons. Bases 279 to 1625 code for a protein of 448 amino acids. Gene Ontology annotation, biological process: glycolipid biosynthetic process. Gene Ontology annotation, cellular component: mitochondrion; lipid droplet; plasma membrane. The record is from RefSeq and is a predicted model, not a curated record. Lineage: Eukaryota; Metazoa; Arthropoda; Insecta; Hymenoptera; Trichogrammatidae.